Molecule: messenger RNA, 996 nt
Organism: Cavenderia fasciculata
Lineage: Eukaryota; Evosea; Eumycetozoa; Acytosteliales; Cavenderiaceae
Exons: 3
Coding region: 1-996 (331 amino acids)
Biological process (GO): protein homooligomerization; proteasome-mediated ubiquitin-dependent protein catabolic process
Cellular component (GO): cytoplasm; Cul3-RING ubiquitin ligase complex
Molecular function (GO): cullin family protein binding
Source: RefSeq, a predicted model, not a curated record
AUGAAUCAAUCAAGUGACAAUAUAUUUAAUAACUUUGGGUAUGCACAGAAUGUGAUUAGUAGUCCACAACAAGGUGAAUGGGUCAAGCUUAAUGUAGGAGGACAGAUCAUUCAAACAACACUUACUACACUUAGAAAGGAUAAAGAUUCAAUGCUCUAUCUCAUGUUUCAUCCUCAACAUGGAUGGAAUCAUUGUAGAGAUGAACAAGGUGCUAUCCUCGUCGAUGCAGACCCACGCUACUUUUUGGUCAUCCUCAACUUUCUCAGACACGGUGAACUCAUUGUAGAACCUCAUCUAAACUAUUAUGGAGUAUGGUCAAUUGCUCGUUACUUUCAAAUUAAACCAAUUAUGGAUUUAUUAGAUAUUGAAGAUAAUGAUCAAAGUAGUUGGUUAACAUUAUUAGAAGAUAAUUUUAUGGCACCUGAUAUGGAUACAACUAAAUGGGCUGUGAAUAGAGAUAGUUUGGGUAGUGCAUAUGAUUUGGAGGAUGAGGACGGAGAAGUUCGUCUUACGGGAACAUGGUGUCGUGUCAAUGUCGACGAUUUCUUUCAAAUAUCGACUCGGUGCGAUGGUUCUAACCAGGGAUCACCCUACUUUGAAAUACAGAAUGGACUCGAGUUUCAGUACUGUCGUGGCACGGCCUCUAUUAUUGGACGAGGCGGUUUGCUUCCAUCGGGAGUAGUCAAGAUCAAGAAAAAGGGAGACUUUACAUUCCCAGCUGGCGUACCAGUACACUUUGAAAUAUUCGAUGAUGGCAGCAACGUGUCGUUUACGCUGUGGGAGUCGAUUAGCAAGACAUCGCUCACCAUUGAAACCACCUGUACAAAUCGAUCACUUCUCAACUAUAUAGUAUUCCACAACCGUGAAAAGACCGGUGCCAACCACAUAUCCUAUCUUUCCAAUGUUCGUGUUCAGCGAUGGACUCGUGCAACUGCCCGUAAAUCAAAGACCAAAAAAUUAUUAAAGAAAAUGAAUCAUAAUUUAUCUUCUCCCUAA